AUGAUGGGCCUGGCGGCCGACGACAUGAUGGACGAGUGGGAGUGGCCCGCCAACUGCAAGGCGCAGCGCGAGAUGGAGAACCACCUGCGCUGCCAGAUCUGCGGCGACUUCUUCCACGGGCCCGUGCUGCUGCCCUGCUCGCACACCUUCUGCUCCGCCUGCGUGCGCCGCUUCAUGCAGAGCAAAGGCACCAACGCCUGCUGUCCGCAGUGCAAGCAGCCCUGCGCCUCGAGGGACCUGGUGCCCAACCGCGCGCUGGAGCAGGUGGCGCUGCUGUUCGAGAAGUCCAAGCCGGAGCUGCUCAAGCGGCUGCAGGGCGGCGCGUCGGCCCCGAGCUCCGCCAACUCCACGCCCAACACGGAGAGCGGCAAGACCAGGGGCAAGAGCAAGGCCAAGCAGGACAAGCCCGAGCGCAUGCCGCUCGUGUCCUACAGCGUCAUGAGGGACAAGGAAGUGCGCAAGCUGCUGGACUCCAUCAACGUCCGCGUGCCUACGAAGAACCGGGACGAGAUCAUUCAGAUUCACAAAGAGUACGUGCUGCUGUCGAACGCUCAAGCAGACUCGGUCAUCCCGAAGAGCACGAGUCAGCUACGUGAAGAGGUGGUGCGAAACCACUACGCCAGAAUUCAGCAGAAGGCUAAGGCGGACGCGUUCAAGCGGUCCCAUAGCGGGGGAGAGAAUGCAGGAAGCGGGAACGCGGCGUCUCCGGCAUCCGGCGUGUCGGUGCAAAUGCGCGCCAAUUUUGAGAAACUUAGACAAGACAUUGCCGACCGGAAGGCGGGGAAGAAGCCGCCGACGCCAGCGACCGACACGUCGUCAGCAAAUACUCCAGCGAAGUCACAGGGUAAUACUGCAGAGGGGGAUGCGGCUUCAGUCGGCGUGUGGCGUCACUUUUGUGCGCUGGAUACGAGCAUCAAGCAGGAGUUCUACGUGAACUCG
Messenger RNA from Phytophthora sojae, 939 nucleotides. RefSeq lists its product as hypothetical. Gene Ontology annotation, molecular function: single-stranded DNA binding; ubiquitin protein ligase activity. The transcript has 2 exons. Gene Ontology annotation, cellular component: Rad6-Rad18 complex; nucleus. The record is from RefSeq and is a predicted model, not a curated record. Lineage: Eukaryota; Oomycota; Peronosporomycetes; Peronosporales; Peronosporaceae. The annotation marks the transcript as partial. Gene Ontology annotation, biological process: DNA damage tolerance; protein monoubiquitination.